AUCCAAUUAGUUAAGGCGAAUAAUGCAAAUAGGAUAAGAUCGAUGUUACCGCUACAUUUAAUGUCUCUCCAUGAAAUUUCAAAGCGAGAAGAAAGAACUAUGGCGUUAUGCGUCAAAAAACCUAACAACACCUGUACGUGGGACGACCAGACAGCCACCACUGCCGCAUCGCCUUCCACCUCAACACCACCGUCACGAACAACAGCAGCAGCUGCAGGAGCAACAUCCGCUAUUGAGGCAGACAUUCUAUUGCGACGUAUCUGGCGAGAGUUCCAGUUCGAUGUCACUGCGUCCGCAACUGAGCACUCCGCCGCCGCCGUACACGCCAAUGGCGGGCGAUAUGGACUGUGUGAAUCCCCGCGAUUAUUGUCAAAUGUUUCGUCAGCCGCAAACCUAUGUCACGGAUGGAGAAACGGAAACCUCGCUGUCGGCGACCGAAUCCGAAACGGGCGGUUACGGCCGGAGGCAAGGUGGUUACAAUUACGUAAAUACUGGCGACAUAAUGCACGUCGACGAUUACGAAAAAUUGAACGAGACCAGUUCAGGCAGCAACGCGACCACCACCUCCUCCUCUUCGUCCACCAACAGCACCAGUACCUUUCACCUAACGAAGGAAUUACCCCGGAGAUUAGAACGAACCACGGUCAACAUGCCACAGCGAACGCGGUCGAAAACCAACAUAGCUCUGAAUCCAGUUGCCACAACGAUUGUGAAUUCGGCAACAACCCUGACCUCGGCAACGACCUCAUUGGCUGCCACCGCAGCAAAAAUACUCAGGAAUUGUUGUGGCGGAGGUUUUGGUUCCACCAAUUCCAUUGUAACCUCAACGACCAAUGCCACCAGCACCACCGAUCCUUUCACCCUGAAUCAAGCAACCAGCAACUCUCCAAACAACAACAAUGCCGCCAUACCCUGCAACAAACCCUACGAAAACUCGAAAAAAUUUCCCGCCGAGAACUAUACGGCAGAAAUGUAUUUCAAUGCUUUAAUGAAACAACUCAAGGCCCGUCAAAUAACCUGUCUAUUAAAGGCUGUGAAAUCGCGUCACGAACCGUCGAUCGGAUCAUCUUCGUCGUCGGGAAGCGCGAGCAGCAGUUCCAUGACAACAUAUCAAACCAAUUGCAUAUUAAUGCGUCGUGCCGAAAUACUCGGCGAAGAGCCAUAUGUGAUAGUAUGUCGCCUAUUUUUGUGGCGAGAUUUAAACAAUUCCUCACAGCUGAAACGCUUACCCGUAUGUCCAAACGAACGCGACCCAGUGUAUGUGUGUUGCAAUCCAUUGCACUGGAGUCGCAUUCUCGAAACAGAAAGUGCCCCGCCUCCAUAUCGCAGCCAAAGGAUGGACAGAAACGAAGGACUACCUUUUCAAAACUACGGCAACUCAACAUCUUUCGGAAGUUCAGAUGCCGACGGCAUUUCCAGCAUACAAAAACUCAAUUCCGAUUAUUAUGUUCGGAGAACAGAAUCACUAACCACUGACGGUGAAGCCAGUCGCUGUACACCGAACUGGUGUGAGGUGGCCUAUUGGGAAUUGGGUCAACGUGUCGGUGAUCGCUAUCCCGCCGAAACACCAACCAUAAAUAUCUAUUCCGAAAAACCCUAUAGCAGUGCUACGGGUGAUAUAGAAGGUAUGUGUCUAAAGGAUUUAAUUGAGAAGCGUACAACACCAUCGCCAACAGAUGUACAAAAUACGAGACAAAAAAUAGGUUUAGGUGUUACUCUAAGUCAGGAGACUGAUGGCGUUUGGCUAUAUAAUCGUGCUACCGUGCCAAUAUUUGUCUAUUCACCCACCUUAACGGAUAGUUUGUCUCGUGUUUAUCGAGUGGAGCCCGGUGAUUGUCUUCGAGCCUUCGAUAUAUACAAGGCCCACACUCUCGUCUAUUCCGAUCAAUUUCCAGGCGUUCAAACCGGACCCAUCGACAAAUUCAGUAUGCGUAUUAGCUUUGGCAAAGGUUGGGGUUUCUCCUAUAAACGGCCCGAUGUAACACGAUGCCCGUGCUGGUUGGAGGUACUCUUUCGGCCACAGCGGUGACAACAAUUCGUCAGGGCAAUGAUAAAUGGUAAUGGCAAAU
Musca vetustissima is the source of this 2069-nucleotide messenger RNA. RefSeq lists its product as uncharacterized. Gene Ontology annotation, cellular component: heteromeric SMAD protein complex. Gene Ontology annotation, molecular function: I-SMAD binding; transcription regulator inhibitor activity. Bases 71 to 2029 code for a protein of 652 amino acids. The transcript has 6 exons. Gene Ontology annotation, biological process: anatomical structure morphogenesis; SMAD protein signal transduction; cell differentiation. The record is from RefSeq and is a predicted model, not a curated record. NCBI's taxonomy places the organism in Eukaryota, Metazoa, Arthropoda, Insecta, Diptera, Muscidae.